Molecule: messenger RNA, 1113 nt
Organism: Fulvia fulva
Lineage: Eukaryota; Fungi; Ascomycota; Dothideomycetes; Mycosphaerellales; Mycosphaerellaceae
Exons: 2
Coding region: 1-1113 (370 amino acids)
Biological process (GO): protein autophosphorylation
Molecular function (GO): histidine phosphotransfer kinase activity; phosphorelay sensor kinase activity
Source: RefSeq, a predicted model, not a curated record
AUGUCAGAUGCCUUCCUGGCUCACGGCAUGUUCACACCUUUCAAACAGGAGAAUCCCUAUGCUGAUGGCACUGGACUGGGUCUGUCCAUUGUCAAGCAUAUAGCUCGCGGCAUGGGUGCCAAACUAGACGUCUCCAGUAAGCUGGGAGAGGGUACCACGGUGCAAGUCCGCUUUAUCGCCGAGUUCGUCACAGACGAAACUGCAACAGAUGUUGCAUUCACGCAGGACACACUACCAGAUUGGACGGCGGAUCUCAAAGUCGAUCAGCUGCAACUACUUUCAGGGCCGCGCGCUGAGGCUGAUGCCACUGACUCGCCAAUUACUAGCAGUGUCAUAGACAAUGCGGAGGAAUGGUUGAGUUGCGAAAUCAACCGAAGCAACGAGAUUACCCACGGCAAUGGGACAUCUCUUUGUGGUAUCACCGAGGAAGAUCUUGCGGAAUGGCAAAGGACGCAACCCAAGCUUUUCUCGAAGCUAAUAAACAAUGUCGCAUUGGCGCAUUCUCACCUCUUCGUUUUCGGAAUGUCGAUGGCUUCCGUGACUCUAUCAUGCGGUCCACUUCCAGUCAGGCCAGUGUUCAUACAUCAGCCGAUCGGCCCACGAAAGUUGCUGCGUGCAAUAGCGUCAGAUCGGAGCUCGACUGUGAGCGGCGACGACCAGGCUGAACGACCAUCCAUGCCUCAUCCCGUCGAGCGUCAAAUCAGUAGCGAUACGGCACGCACCGUGACUAGAAAUGCUCGAGGCGAUCCUGUGAAAAGGAACUCGCUCUCGUCCGACUCGCUGUCUUUGGCACAAUCCAGAGACAGCAGAAGCUGUUCACCAUCAAGCAGAGAUGGCAGCGAGACGUUGUCCGCAAGCAUGUCAACAGGAGCAACAUCACAUGGAUACUCAGUCGAUGCCUCAGUGGCUUCAGUCAGUACAGGUAGUGUAGCCGGACCACUCGAUGGCCAGCGUGAUGCGAGGGGAACAAACGAUACAAUCCUUCUCGUUGAAGACAAUGAGAUCAACACGAAGUUCCUCAUUGCCCUCGUCUCCAAACUCAAGAUACCCUACAUACAUACAAUAGCAGUGGAGGGAAGACGAAGGACUUGGACGAUGUAUACAGGCCCAUGA